Molecule: messenger RNA, 951 nt
Organism: Falco peregrinus (peregrine falcon)
Lineage: Eukaryota; Metazoa; Chordata; Aves; Falconiformes; Falconidae
Gene: NPBWR1
Product: neuropeptides B and W receptor 1
Biological process (GO): neuropeptide signaling pathway
Cellular component (GO): neuron projection; membrane
Molecular function (GO): neuropeptide receptor activity; neuropeptide binding
Source: RefSeq, a predicted model, not a curated record
AUGAGGAGACUGUACCAGGUAGGGAAUAGAGGUCUGAAUAUGUCCACUCCUUCACUGAGCUCCAGCUUUUAUGUCACAGUGCCUGUCAUGUACUCAGUCAUCUGUGCCAUGGGGCUGACAGGCCAUGCCGCCAUCAUCUUUGUAAUCCUCAAAGCCCCAAAGAUGGAAACAGUCACCAACAUCUUCAUCCUUAACCUGGCCAUUGCUGAUGAGCUCUUUAACCUGGUGCUACCCAUCAAUAUUGCUGACUACCUGCUCCUGGAGUGGUCCUUUAGAGAGUUCAUGUGCAAACUCAUCAUCUCCGUAGACCAGUACGACCCCUUCUCCAGCAUCUGCUUCCUCACUGUCACAAGCACUGACCACUACCAGGUUGUGGCAGCCACCACAAUGUCCAGGAAGAUGUCCUACCAUGCCUAUUGAGCAGCCAAGGUUGUGAGCCUUUGCGUCUGGUCCUUAAUCACAGUCAUCAUCCUGCCCUUCACUGUCUUUGCUAGGAUUCACAAGGAGCAGGGGCACUCCCAGUGUGUCUUUGUAUUCCCCUACCCUGAAAGCAAGUGGCAGAAAGGCAGUCGGAUCUACAUCUUUAUUUUAGGCUUUGUCAUCCCCGUGUCCACCACCUGCAUCCUCUACAGCACCCUGCUGUGCAUAUUGAAACACAUACACUUCACUUGCAAUGCAAAAGCCCUGGACAAAGCCAAAAAAGAGGUGACACUGAUGGUGGUUUUCAUCCUGGCUGUGUGCCUGUUCUUCUGGAUGCCAUGUCACCUUAGCAUAGUGGUGGCCCUCACCACAGAUAUCCCAUAAACCCCACACACCAUUGGGAUAUCCUACUUCGUCACUAGCUUGAGUAGUUAUACCAACAGCUGCUUCAAUCCUUUUCUGUAUGCCUUUCUGGAUGACAGUUUCCAGAGAAGUUUUCACAAACAGAAAGAUUGUAGAACCGCUUCAUAA